AUGUGGAAUCUGUCGGGGACACAUGAGUUCAUUGAUAUGGAGAACGAUUACUUUUUGUUUCGUUUUGCGGAUUUGAAUGACUACAACUUUGUUUUGGAGGAAGGGCCUUGGAUUGUGGCAGACCAUUAUGUUUCUGUUCAACGGUGGCGGCCAUUAUUUGAUCCUUACGAGGACAACCUUAAAAAAUUAGCUGUUUGGAUCCGUAUUCUGGGGUUACCUAUGGAGUUCUAUACCUCCCAACAUUUGCGGAACAUAGGUGAUCUAUUUGGGAAAACACUGAAGAUUGAUAGGAACUCUAUACGUAAAAGUGAUGCUGGUGAUGGGGUUGUUACGGAAAGGGCCAAGUUUGCGCGUAUUUGCGUAGAAGUAGAUCUCAGUAAAGGCUUCUUGUCUAAAUUCAAUCUCAUUAAUAAGGUUUAUACGGUAGGGUAUGAAGGCCUUCACAUGAUCUGCUUUGCAUGUGGUAAGUAUGGGCAUAGGCGUGACACUUGUUCUUCGGUUUCGGUGUCAACCGAUAGUCAUUCUCACCAAAAGGAUGUUCGUGCAGAGGUUGUUAACAAUGGUGUCAAGCGUGAGAUGGCAGAAGGUGAAGCUUUUGGUUCUUGGAUGAUUGUCCAAAGGAGUCAACGGGGAAGGAAGGCAAAAGCUACCAUGGAGACUGCCGCAAUCAAUGCUGCCGCAAUCAAUGCUACCGCAAUCAAUGCAGCCGGGAAUCAGGGGUCAUCCGUUACAACUGGCCAAAGGAGAAUUAAUGCUCAAGGAAUAAAUCAUUCUGUUUCACGUCCAGCUAAAAUCAAGCAGCAGAAACCCGAUAAUCAUGUGGGAAUUAAAUCGGCUGGAUCAAGAUUUUCAGUUAUUUCUGACGAAGUUAAUGAUAAUCAUGAUGUUAAUAAUGAGAAUAUUCAAAUCAUUAAUGAUAAGCAUGGCCCCUCUAAGGUAACCGCUAGUGCUGAUUUGAAAAAGGGUUUAAAUAAUAAGAUUUCGAAUUUUCCUCGUGAUAAACGUCAUCUUUCAGCAGCUAUUCUCCCUAGCUCAAAUACAGUUACAAAUUUGGUGGGACCCUCUAUGCCAAAUCAAAAUCUAAGUGGCCCUGAGCUUAUGCCAGUUGUUCAAAAAGGUACUGUUAUUCCUCAGGUAGAAGAAAGGAUUUUGUCUCGACCACAAGAGGCUACCGUUUCCAAGUCUUCUACUUUGUCGCAAAACGGAAAAAGAAAGAGUUACGUGAUGAAAUUAACAGGAAUAAAAAGGGGGGCCGGAAAAAAGGGUUUUUCUCCCCUUAUUAGGGACUUGUCUCGUCGUUUUAAUAUUCAAGUUAUGGCUUUGCUUGAAACUCGUAUCGGAGCUGACCGUGCUCAGAAGGUGGUGAAAGGCUUUGGCUUUCAAAAGCAUGUUAUGGCUCAUCCUCAAGGUUUUUCUGGUGGUAUGUGGGUGUUAUGGAAUGAUGAUGAAGCUCAGAUUCAGAUUUUAGAGUCUCAUCGUCAGUUUAUCCAUUUAAAAAUUUUUUGGCGUAAUAGGAGGAAGGAGGAAGCUGUUACUUUUGUUUAUGCCAGUCCGCGGCGUCUUGAGAGGGUGUCUCUGUGGGAUGCUCUAGGAAGGUUACAACAGCAAUCCUCGGAGGCUUGGUGCAUUUUGGGAGAUUUCAAUUCUUAUUUGCAUGCAGCAGAAAAGGAGGGAGGUGGCCCGCCUGAUUGGAGGAGUAUUUAUGAUUUCCAAAAUUGUAUUAUGAACUGCAAUCUGGAAGACUUGGGUCAUCAGGGGCCUACUUUCACUUGGCAUAGAGGCAGAUUGAAGGAACAUCUUGAUAGAGUUUGUACGAAUGAGCAGUGGCAAUUGUCCUUUCCUGACAGGGUUGUGACUCAUCUUCCCUGCUACUGCUCGGAUCAUAGACCUCUUCUUCUCUGGGAGGGUCCUUCUCCUCACCAUCCUGGAGGGAGCCGUCCAUUUAGAUUUCUGGCAGCCUGGCUCACUCAUGAGGAUUUCCCUGGCCUAGUGCAGGAGUGUUGGAAUGGGAGUACAGGUUGGGGCACAACUAGUGAAACUUUUCGAUCGAAUGCUUCUCACUGGCAUAGGGAGUGCUUUAGGGAAGAUGCCAAGCUUAAGAAUAAUCUUCAGGCGAGACUAAGGGGUAUUGACCGUAGUCUUAGUCACCAUCCUUGCCAUGCUCUAGAAAUUCUGCAGAAAGAUCUUUGGCGUCAGUUGAAUCUCAUUUAUAUUCGGGAGGAUCUUACUUGGUUUCAGCGGUCUAGGGCUAGCUGGUUGAAAUAUGGUGACCGGAAUACGAAAUUCUUCCAUUCUACUACAGCUGCUAGGAGGAGGAGAAAUCGUAUUGAUGCUCUGAAAAAUGAUGCGGGUGAUUGGAUUGGUGAUCCCUCUAUUCUGAUGAAUAUGGCGGUGGAGUAUUAUCGUAAUUUGUUUAAAGAGGAUAAUACUGCUAGACCUGGGCUUCCAAUUAGAGGCUAUUUUCCUCACCUUGUGCAAGAGCACAACAUUCAUAUUGGUAGCAUUCCUUCGAAUGAGGAGAUUAGGAGUACAGUUUUUUCCAUGGGACCUCACAAAGCUCCAGGGGUGGACGGUCUUCAUAGUCUAUUUUUCCAAUCUCAAUGGGAUACUGUAGGAAGCUCUGUUUGUGAUCUGGUGAAAGAUGUGUUUAAUAAUCCCCAAAAAGUUUGGGAUAUUAAUCAAACUCUUAUUUGCCUGAUCCCGAAGAUAACUUCACCUCAAUCCCUUAAAGAUUUCCGGCCUAUUAGCCUUUGUAAUGUUAUUUAUAAGACUAUUACUAAGCUUAUUGCUAACCGUUUGAAAUUGCAGAUGGAUAAAAUUGUUAUGCCUAACCAGUGUAGUUUCAUCAAAGGAAGGCAAGGGACAGAUAAUGUAAUUAUUGCUCAGGAAAUUAUUCACUCUAUGAGGUCAAAGAAAGGCGCCAAAGGUUGGAUGAUGAUUAAGGUGGAUCUGGAGAAAGCUUAUGACAGAAUUAGCUGGGACUUUCUCCGAGAUACUCUCGGGAUGUGGGACUCCCCCCAAAUCUCAUUAAUCUUGUUAUGUGGUGUGUUUCUUCUUGUUCGAUGA
This is a messenger RNA of Gastrolobium bilobum, 3066 nucleotides long. RefSeq lists its product as uncharacterized. Lineage: Eukaryota; Viridiplantae; Streptophyta; Magnoliopsida; Fabales; Fabaceae. The transcript has 2 exons. The record is from RefSeq and is a predicted model, not a curated record. Gene Ontology annotation, molecular function: zinc ion binding; nucleic acid binding; catalytic activity. Bases 1 to 3066 code for a protein of 1021 amino acids.